AGCCGUUGUUCUCUCUCCAAACACCGCACCCUUUAUAAGUUAUUGUAUCACUUAUACUGACCUCUAUGCUUUUCCAUCGACAAGUCGUUCGCGUUUAAUUUCACGUGCCUCAAUUUGCCGUAUGCGGCACACUUCCAAUUUGGCCAAUAUUUACCUUUUCACAGCUCCGCUUUCCGCACAGAUUCGUCCACACACCCAAUACAACGGCUAGCCAGCCGUUGCCGGUUUGUAAUACAAUACGCCUGGCAAGUGGCACGCUGCAAUGGCGAAGACGUACGAAAACAAAACUAGAAAUACCAGACUAAUUAGAUUAAAUGCUAUUUUUCAUGUCAAGUUCUACAAAACGGUAAAUAUUUGAAUGCAUUGUAUGCAGAAUGCAAAGCGAAUUCAUUUCAGUACGAGAUGGACUUCACUUAGAGACGCGCGCGUUCAAGCCUUACACAAACUCUGCGCUGCUCAGACUAAUUAUUAAUAAGCUCAAGUUAGUUGUUAUAUAAGCGGCCAAUUAUAACGGAAAUACUCGAAAUUAUAAUGAGCAGCAACGAAUAUUACUUCGAUGUGCAACGGAAAUCCUACGAAUACGAGCAGACCUAUGAAAACGACGCGAAAUUAAGUCCGGACACUUACGAAAGCGCGAGUGAAAAUCUGCUCACCGAUUAUGAAGUUGUGAGCAACGAGGAGGCGGACGAGGACGACACCGUUGAGGUCGCCUAUCGAAAGUUGCGACGCGAAAAGACGGAAAGUGCCGUCUCCACGAAAAACUCCCCGCGUCACGCGGUUGGCGAACGCGUUGAACACGGUAAAUUACAUUUGAGUUUGAGCGCAGAGAAAAUAUCGUUGAAAUCACAGUCGGAAAAAAUCGAUAAAUCGAACGCGCCACUGGAAACGGAAAUUGCGCAACAACAAAGAGAAAGCCCCGCGUGUCGCGAGCGUUGUGGACGUGCGGCGAAAUCGACAAGCGCGAGUAGCUUUUGUCCGCGUCAUCGACGCCAACAACAACCACAACAGCAACAGUUGGAGAAGUGUAAACCAAAACAAUAUGCGCCGAUCAGUUUCACCAUAGUGCCGAUUAAUGUGGCGACGCAGCGGCGAGUUAACGAGCGUAAACAAUACGAGAAUGGGCGUGAUUUGCCGGAAAUUGUGCUGACAUCCUUCGAGCAACAGCAACAACAACAACCGAAGCAACAAAGUGUGAAAGCGCCGCCGGGUUUUGACACGGACGUCGCGCCGAAACGUGGCUCAACAGCGAAAGGCGGUAGUACUGAGUAUUUACAACAAAAACAACAGAAACAACAACAACAAUACCAGCAAUCCCAACAAUAUCGCAGUGUAAUGCUAUCAAAGGUACCGCCUCCAUCUCUACCGCCACCACCAGCUUCGCCAGCACCUUCCCCAAUAACAACAGCAGCAAGCGCAAAAAUGAAGAAAGUCACCAGGUUUUCACGCGCGCCCGAAUUCACCAACAAUCACUUUGAGCUACCAUCAGCUACAACAAAGACAACCCCAACUCCCAUCCCCACCGACACUGGCACCGGCGUCGCUGUUGUUUCCGCUGCUAUGGCAGCAAAGAAAUUACCGGAUGCCGAGGAUACGAGCAUAAGCGAGAUUAAUUCGCAGCCCGGCAGCUCGACUUCACCGGAAUCCCUAAUGGAUAAUGUGCUAAGCGCUGCGUCAUCCGUCUCCGUACGCAGCAGCAGUUUGAGCAGCGCUGGCGGCGGCAGCGUCAGUGGCAGUGGUGGCAGUGAAAUUCUAAAAAUUCUCAAUGUCACACAGAGUGAAAGCUUAACGCGUAAUGUGCCACAUGUUGCUAUGGUAACCACGCUGGCAAAAGAACAACAACAACAAUCACAACAACACGUAUUCGCAGAGACUAAGGAAUUGUACGAUAAUCGCUCAUUGAACUUAAAAUCGCCCGUUACAAGAGGCUUGUCACCGUUAAUGACAACAACAACAGUAGGUGGAAAACAAGCCACAACAACAACGCUUACACCAAUCGCAACAACACCGUUACAACUGUUGUCGCCGGCGCGCACCCUAUCGCCACCCUCUCCCUCCACCGUGUUGGCUUUGGGUGGCGCGUCGUCAUCGUCAUCGCGUUUGGGUGAGCCGCGUGCGCUACAACCAGCCGAACUAAUCGAAGCGUCAGCAAAUCGUUCAAGAAGUCCAUCACCGAGUUCCAGCAUUUUGAUUCGCGUCACCCCGGAUGCUUCGUUAUUUCCCGACGAUUUGAAGUGUCGCAUCUGCAACGAGAUAUUUCGUGAUCCACGCACUUUAAAUUGUUUACAUUCCUUUUGCUUCCAAUGUUUGGUUGAUGAGAAUUUCAAACAAGACUCCAGCAUACCAUUUUGGUCGCAACCUGGCGCCGAGGAUCACGAUUGGAAGGCCACCAACAAGUCCAACUACAGUGCGCAAUCCUCUUCACCGGAGAUGUCCGUGCGUAGCGGUUCCACCUCACCUUCGCGACAACGGCAGUCGUCAUUCAGUUUCAAGCGUAAAAAGUCACUCGAACGGAUCUUGCUGAAAGUAAGGUCCAAAUCAGAUGGCAAGAGCUCGGAAAGCUCUACGUCGCUGCGCCUGAGUGCCGCACCCGAAGAACGUCUACGCUACAUCAGCUGUAAGAUUUGCAAAUAUGCAACCGUAAUACCGUUAGGUGGCAUACGGCAAUUACCACAGAAUUUUCUACUCGUACGCAAGAUCGAGUCCAUACAACAGGAGCUGGGCGAUGAGGUGAUAACGAAGGUUUGGUGCAGUCUCUGCUUCGAGGAGACCAAUGCGACCUACCAUUGUGUUAGCUGUACGCUGAAUCUCUGCUCGCUCUGCCGGGACUCACACGAACGACAACGCAACACAGCCAACCAUAGCAUACGCAAUAUAAUGGAGUUAAGACGCGCGCGUAAAAAGCAACAAACACUCCUCGAUGAUAAGACAAAAUUCACGCUGAAAUGUGGCAUGCAUCCCGGUUUCGAAAUGAAGGCGUUCUGCAACAGCUGUUUGCAGAUCGCUUGCGCCGAUUGCCUGGUGCUACUCCACAAGGGUCACAAACAUGAGCCGAUACCUAAAGCCUUUAUAAAUUACUCCAAAUUGUUACACGACGCUGUGGACCAUACGCGCCCGCUCUGCAGCUAUGCCGAGCAUUCCAUCGAGCGUAUGAGCGACAUUGCGAAGCAUAUAAAUAAGAAAUGUGAUGACAUACAAACGCAGAUAGAGGUUUUCAUGCGGCAAUAUCUCGAAGCGAUCGAGGUGCAUCGCAAAACGUUGUUGCAACAGGUGCAUCGCGCACGCGAGACCAAAGUGGAGAUGAUACUCGAGCAGCAAUUGGAUUUGGAAAAACGAAAUAACGAGUCCAAGGAGGCAUUGCUCUUCGCUCAGGAACUCACCGAAUGCGGUUCCAAUGUUGAAGUGCUCUCAUUUCUUAAUAUUUUGCUUAAGCGUUUCGAAUACUGUCAGCAAUUUAAAAUGCCCGCAGAACCAAAGUUUACGGAUACUCUACACUUUCUACCACAUAUACGCGCACCACCGAUGAAGGCGCAAAACGAUAUACCACUCUUCGGCAUCAUUACGAUGCAAACUGUUGAGCCUGCUCUCUGCACGCUGCAGUGGGAGGGCUUUACCCAAUUACGUCUACAUAAGCGUGUUGAGCUACUGUUGCAAUCCCGUGACUCGGAUGGUGCGGGUUUAUGUCAUGGUGGUUUACAAAUACAGUCUUUACUUAAGUACAAAGAAUCGAGUUCAAAAUAUUUACCAGUAGAGAUCGCCGACAAUCGUGACGGCACUUAUGGUAUCGGCUUUACACCCGACGCGGAAGGGGCACUAGUGCUGAUUAUAACCAUUAAUGAUAAGCCCAUCAAGGGCAGUCCCUUCACAUUCCUCGCACGCAAUGUACGCCCGCACAGCGGCGUCUAUCAUUGCUGCACCUUCUGCUCCAGUAAGGGUAAUAAGUUGGUGAAAUGUUCCUGUGAAGGUCGUAUGCCUGGUUAUAAUGGUUGUGGUCAUGGACAUGCCGGCCAUCCGGGCAGUCGUCAUUGGUCGUGUUGUGGUAAUGUCUUAGAGAGUUCCGAAUGUAAUAUGGCAAAUAAGUUGUUGAACUCAUGCAAUUGAUUUUAAUUAAUAAGCAAGUACCCUAAAUACAUAUUUAAAAGCGGCAAAGGUAUAGAUAUUCAAGAAAUGGACCAGGAACAAAGUGAGUAGUCCAUUUUUUUAAAUUAUUUUAUGCGUUUCGGUCAUCGGGCAAGUACUCUAUAAGUAUGGAUUACAAACGAAAGUAUACAUAACUUACUUCCGAUUGCUAUCAGAACCAAUUUUCUAUAUCCGAUCGGUAUUCUUAAAACGCGAAACGAUUCUUUGUAUCUCAAAGUCAAACGCGAUACCAUAGCAAUUGAAACAAGGUCUAUGCAAUGGCCUUAAGUAUGAUUUCUUACAAAAAGUCGAGCAACGAAUGAUAACCAAGGCAUUGCCGCACUAGUGAAGCUCCUCAGGGACCUAAAUCGUAUUAUUUAUGAGAUCGCUUAUGUUGUUGUUGUAGUAGAAGAAAACAUUCCCCAAAUAUUUUUGAAGAAUACAGUCUAGUGAACUGUUUUUGAUCGAUAAUAAAUCCCAGCCCAUUCUGAAUUAGUCGGCUCGUGGGAAUCAUGCGAGAUCGAUUCUCAGGAUCUUUCUCUGAUCUCGGGAAGGGUUUCCAAGAGUUGAAAAGGACCUAGAUACCUCUUGCUACUAUCUUUCAUCUUUCUCCUAAUUAUAAGAAUUGAGUAUUCAACUGGCGGAGCACGAGAAUUAGAUGGCACUUAAAUCUUUUAGGCUAUAAUCAUGACGUAUCCACCGACUGUAUUCAAAAGAACUCUAGAAUUCUGCAGACAAGGCAAUAAAUCCCAGAUAAUAAAUCCCAGCCCAUUCUGAAUUAGUCGGCUCGUGGGAAUCAUGCGAGAUCGAUUCUCAGGAUUUUUCUCUGAUCUCGGGAAGGGUUUCCAAGAGUUGAAAAGGACCUAGAUACCUCUUGCUACGAUCUUACUAUACAUCAUUUGACAAAUCAGUUUUCACCUACUUAUAAGAAUUGAGUCUUCUACUGGCAGAGCACGUGAGUAAGAUGGCACUUAAAUCUUUUAGGUUAUAAUCAUGACGUAUCCGUAGAAUUCUUCAGACAAGGCUUAUAUUUGUGUCUGGAACUAUCUAUAUUGCGAUGAUUCUACGUUAUAUAUAUUUACCUAAGUUAUAUAUUACAGAUUAGAAUAAUUCAUUACUCUAUAACGAAAUAUGAAUAAACAAAGGAGGCUUAUCUUUACUACCAAGUAAUGGGUCUUUAGGGUUUUUAUGAUUCAACCUAUAACAAUUUAUUAUUUUCUUAUCUCCACUGAAUUCAAAGAUACUCAGAGCGAAAACUCUUUGUCUAAAAUAGCGCUAAAAUGAGCAUGUGAGCAUACUAUUUUUGCGCUCCGCCUCUCAUAGCGUUGGUUGGCGACGCAUCGAACAUCAAAGAUAUCAUAAAAAUGAGCGAGUUUUGAAAUGCAACUGCGUUAUUCGAAACAACUAUGCGCUCAGUGCUCAAAAUAUUUAAUUUAACCAACAAAACUACACAAAUACUAAGCGCGUGUAUGUAUGUUCGUGUAUAUUGUUUAUAUACAAAACGAACUAGGUAGGUACCACACGCUUAGUUGAGUACAAGCAACGGAAGUCAACGGUUGUGUGUUGAACGCGUAAAAAUUGUGAAUUCUCGUGCCUACCUUCGACUACUCGAGUGUUUACGAACGAUAACAAAGCAGUGCUGUGUGCUGAAUUAUUACAUACAAUUAUUGAUUUGUAACUAGAAAGUCACAAAU
Messenger RNA from Zeugodacus cucurbitae (melon fly), 5810 nucleotides. RefSeq lists its product as uncharacterized. The transcript is spliced from 11 exons. Bases 532 to 4098 code for a protein of 1188 amino acids. Lineage: Eukaryota; Metazoa; Arthropoda; Insecta; Diptera; Tephritidae. Gene Ontology annotation, biological process: positive regulation of DNA-templated transcription. Gene Ontology annotation, molecular function: ubiquitin-protein transferase activity; zinc ion binding; protein binding. Gene Ontology annotation, cellular component: nucleoplasm; chromatin. The record is from RefSeq and is a predicted model, not a curated record.